Molecule: messenger RNA, 948 nt
Organism: Andrographis paniculata
Lineage: Eukaryota; Viridiplantae; Streptophyta; Magnoliopsida; Lamiales; Acanthaceae
Exons: 3
Coding region: 1-948 (315 amino acids)
Source: RefSeq, a predicted model, not a curated record
AUGAACUCCGACAAAGGUCGCAGCUCCGCCGGUGCUCCCACACCCACCUCCACCCCUCCAUCUGCAGGGAGGCAAAGGCGCGGCGGCGAUGGCGGCAGCCGCCUGAAGGGUCUGGAAACCCUUGGACCUGACGUCAUCCGCGAGGUCCAGGGAAUCAUCGGGAGCAAGCGGCCGCAGGUUGUUGCCGAACAAACUCCGGCGAAGGCAGACCGCCCCGCCGGAGAUAACAAUAACAAUGAGAAUAACAACAGACCGGCCGCCGGCGGGGCUCCGGCAGCCGGAAAUAAUAAAAAAGUAAAGCCCCGCAUUUCCGGCCCCCUACCCCCCCCUGUAAAUGCGGCCCCCCAUGUUCCGGCGAGGAACAUCGACUUCUCCCCGCUGGACUGUACCCAGCAGUUCGAAAGCACGUUUAAUUUCGUGCAGCGGAUGUUCCCGCUUGUAAAUCCCCAAAUUCCUCCGCAGCCGCCAUCGAUGGGUUCCUUGCCCGUGCAGGUUUCGGGCUCGCCGAGCGCCCCGGCGGCGGCGGAGGUGGAGGAGGCGGAGGUUGAGGCGGCGGCGGAGGCGGAGGCGGAGGAGGAGGAGGAUCCGUGGGCGGCGAUCGAUUUGGGGACCUUUCAGUUCCCCGAGCUGCCGCCGCUGUGGCCGUCCAUUGUCGGGCCCCCAGCCGCCGGAGGAAAUCCGCCACCGAAGAUGUGGCGCGACGACGGGAAUCCGCUGGAAGUGGCGGCGCGGCUGCCAUCGUCGGCUCCGGAGGGAGAGAUACCUCCGGAGCUCUUGUGUGAGCUCACCGUGCCGGCGUAUGUAUUCCCCGACGAUAUCACCGAGGUGGAGCCCCUCGAGUGGUCGCCGGAGUCCCAGGGUCCGCCGCCCUCCGGCGGAGGCGGAGGCGGUGGGGGCUCCGGCCUCUCAUUUCUCGGCGACGAUUGGAACUUUCGUGAUCUAUUUUGA